UCUCCCUUUGCAGCGACACCAGUCGAAGAAUCCUCAACCAAAUCUCCAUCAACAUGUUCAAAUUGUUCGUUCUUGCUGCUCUUCUGGCCGUGGCUGCCGCCAAGCCCGGUCACCUGGCCGCUGCUCCUCUGGUCUACAGUGCUCCUGCCACCACCGUCGUCCAGGAGCCCGUUCUGGCCAAGGUUGGAGCUGUGGUGAAGAGCGUGCCCACUGCCGUUUCCCACCAGAGCCUGACCCAGGUUCACAGCACCCCCGUGGUGGAGGAUGUGGUUGCCCCCGUGGUCAGGACCACCGCUGUUCACUCCGCCCCCGUGGUGGCUGCCGCUCCCAUUGUCAAGACCGUGGCUCCCGUCGCCUACUCUGCUCCCCUGGCCUACUCCGCCCCGGUGGCCUACUCCUCGUACUCCGGCCCCCUGAGCUACUCGGCGCCCGUGGCCUACUCCGCGCCCCUCUCCUACGCCGCCCCUGCGCCCCUGCUGCACCACGCCCCCCUGACCUAUGCCGCCAGCGCCUGGUAAUUUGGUUAGGAACGAAAGAUUUUGAACUGUGCCUGGUUUAAUAUACUUAAAAAACCGAAACCGAAAAAAUAAACUAAUAU
Messenger RNA from Drosophila subpulchrella, 598 nucleotides. Its product is annotated as cuticle protein 16.5. Lineage: Eukaryota; Metazoa; Arthropoda; Insecta; Diptera; Drosophilidae. The record is from RefSeq and is a predicted model, not a curated record. Bases 54 to 518 code for a protein of 154 amino acids. The transcript has 2 exons.